AUGAGGAUACCGUACACCGCGCCUCUGCCAAGUCCCACGAUCAUCCCAGCGGCAGCGACCACAGUGCACGGUGCAGUCGAGGCUCUGCAGAACUUCCUGCUCGCCUCACGAUCCUCUGACGAUGGCGGCAAGACGCUCGUUCUCUCCGGCGCUGGAAUCUCGGUAGCAUCAGGCCUCGCGGACUACAGAGGUAGCCAUGGAACGUACACGCUGAAUAAGACAUAUCGACCCAUCUACUUCCACGAGUUCUCGGCAAGCCACGAGGCUAGAAAGAGAUAUUGGGCUCGCAGCUUCCUUGGAUGGACCACUCUACACAGAAGCCGUCCCAAUACUGCGCACUAUGCCGUCGGGCAGCUGGGCGAGAUGGGGCUGGUAGGAGGUGUCGUCACGCAAAAUGUGGACUCGUUUCACCCCAAGGCGCAUCCAGACUUGAAGACUUUGGAGCUGCACGGAUAUCUCAGGAGCACUGUCUGCCUCACUUGCCGGACGGAGUAUGAUCGGGACCAGUUUCAAGAGGAUCUAUCGCGGAUGAAUCCAGCCUGGGCGGCGUUUCUGGCAGAGAUGCUGGAGUCUGGUGCUCUUACGACGGAGGAUCCGACCGAGCGACACCGAUUGGGCUUGAAGACGAAUCCGGAUGGUGAUGUUGAUGUGCCAGGCGUGGAGUACAGCACUUUCAGAUAUCCGCCUUGUCCGAAAUGUCUUCACGAUUCGAAACUUGCGGCAGAAGGCAAGAGGGUCGAAACGGAUGCGGAUGGGGCUUGGUCGUCGAAGUCGAAUGCUGGGAUUUUGAAGCCUGCUGUCAUCAUGUUUGGAGAGUCCAUCUCCAAUCCGGUGAAGCUAGCUGUCGAGACGGCUGUGGACAGCGCGAGCAAGCUGCUUGUGUUGGGAUCCUCACUGGCUACAUACUCAGCAUGGCGGCUGGUCAAGAGAGCAAAGGAGCAAGGCAAACCAAUUGCGGCGGUAAACAUGGGAGGCGUGAGAGGGGAAGAGGGCUUCUUCGCUGAGGUCCCAAUCAACACGAAUGGGACGGAUGGUGUGAGGUGCAGUCUGCCUUUGGAACAGUUCCUUCCAGCAUUGGUAGAGGGAUUGAAAAAGCACAACGAACCCAAAAGCAAAGCAUUCCAGCCUGCGCCUUGGGCGUAA
Molecule: messenger RNA, 1143 nt
Organism: Zasmidium cellare ATCC 36951
Lineage: Eukaryota; Fungi; Ascomycota; Dothideomycetes; Mycosphaerellales; Mycosphaerellaceae
Exons: 1
Coding region: 1-1143 (380 amino acids)
Molecular function (GO): NAD+ binding
Source: RefSeq, a predicted model, not a curated record